AUGCCUCCCAUCUACUACUUGAAUCAGCCACCCCAUCCCUUCUGGGACUUCGUCGCCGGGAUCGAAGACCAUCCCUUCUUCGCCCGUCAUCGACGGCCUGUCCCACCAACUCCACCACCGCAGCCGCCUCGUCCAGGGGCCCAGCAGGCUGCCGCCGCCGAACCCAGCGAAAAGGCUAAAGGCAAACAGCCUGAAGCUAGCGUCGACGACCCUCCAGAAAUCGAUCCUUCAACCCUCAAGCCCGAAGGUAGGGACGCUCCAUUCCGUGGUCGUGGUCGAUUCGCGAAAUACUUCGAAGACAAUGGCAACAAAGACAACGCCGACGAAAACAACAGUGGCCGCCGCGGUGGAAGAGGCCGUCAUGGUCACCAUCACGGCCACGGUCCUUGGGGAGCACCACAAGGACCACCCCCAUUUUCAUUUGGACCCCCUCCCUUUGGGCCACCUCCAUUUGUCUUCAGCCCUCAUGGCCCCUUCGGCCCCCGCGGGCCCCCUGGACCUGAAGCUCCCGAAGGCCACGGUCCUCGUGGCGGAUGCCGCGGCCGCGGAGGCUUUCACAGGGGUCACGGAGGACCACAUCAUCAUCAUCAUGGACCUCACUCACCCUCCCCACCACGCGACGUGCCCGGUGAUCGUCAGGGCCAAGCGUCCGGCUUUGAUUUGGGCACUUUCCUGAGCAACUUGGGUGAGCGUCUUGGAGUCGACUUGACCGCUGCCGCCGAAGGGCUGGGCAUCAGACCUCCGCGCUCGUCCGAGACUGAUUUUGAACCGAGAACCGACAUCUUUGACACCUCUGCAGCCUACACCGUCCACCUUUCCCUCCCCGGUGCCAAGAAGUCUGACGUGGGUGUCGACUGGGAUGGCGAGCACUCUGCUCUACGUGUUGCUGGGGUCGUCCAUCGACCUGGGGUCGACGAAGAGAUGAUGUCGCGCUUAGUCGUGGACGGUCGCAAGCGCGAAACCGGCGUCUUCGAGAAGACCAUUCGCUUGGGCACAUCCAAAGCCCCUGCCAGCGUUGACGUCGAGGGCAUCACCGCUAAAAUGGUCGAUGGCGUCCUGAUCAUCCGCGUGCCCAAGGUGGAGAAGACUUUCGAGAAGAAGGAAGUCUAUGUAGGCGGUGGAUCGUCUCCCUCGCCUGCACCUUCCAACGAGAGACCCGAGGACGCCUACAUGAACGAGAAAGAUCUGCUGUUUGAUGCGGGCGAAGAUGAGGAGCAGGAGGACAAGGACAUGUACGACGCCGACUCGGUGCCAGAACCUCAACAUCAACCUCCGCCGACUCUGCAUGUCGCACCAGAAUCGAAACCUUCUGCUCUCGCGGACAUCACCAUGGGUGAGACAGCGAAAGUGAAGGAAAAGGAACGCGAAGCCGAGGAAAACGCUUCCCGAGAGAGGGACGACCGCUCCGAGACCCUCGGAUUCGAGGAUUCGCACAACGAGACGGUCGAGACUCUGCCGAGAUACGAGCCCGAGGACAGCAAUAACAAAGUGCAGGGUCAACCACAAGAGCAGCAGCAGCAUCAGCAGCAUGCAAACGUCGACGACGAGGAUAACAUGAGCGACUGGGAGAAAUACGGCUCCGAGGAUGAGGGCGAGUACGUCAAGAUCAAUGUCGACUAG
This is a messenger RNA of Cladophialophora psammophila CBS 110553, 1620 nucleotides long. RefSeq lists its product as uncharacterized. Lineage: Eukaryota; Fungi; Ascomycota; Eurotiomycetes; Chaetothyriales; Herpotrichiellaceae. Bases 1 to 1620 code for a protein of 539 amino acids. The record is from RefSeq and is a predicted model, not a curated record. Gene Ontology annotation, biological process: response to salt stress; response to heat; protein complex oligomerization. The transcript has a single exon.